Molecule: messenger RNA, 912 nt
Organism: Knipowitschia caucasica
Lineage: Eukaryota; Metazoa; Chordata; Actinopteri; Gobiiformes; Gobiidae
Source: the annotation of a GenBank genome assembly
AUGUCAUACAGGUUCAGCCAAUCAGAGCACAGCAGCUCGUCUCCACAACGGUUACGCCGUCAGCGGCGGCGACACCGAAAGAAGAACGCUGGGAAGUCUAUGGACCAGGUGAAUGACAUAAACUUCGAGAAUAUGACGAACGACGACGCAGUGAAAGUCCUGAGGGACGUCCUGCACGCGCCGGGACCCAUCACUCUGACUGUGGCCAAGUGCUGGGACCCGAGUCCAAAGAGCGGAUUUUCCCUCCCUCCAAGUGAACCCGUGAGACCCAUUGAUCCUGCCGCCUGGGUCUGUCACACAGCCGCCAUGACAGGACGCCUCACCCCCCACUACUCGGUGCAUGAGGACACGCCUCUGAGUGUGCACAGUGACAUCACGACGGUGGUGGCGGCGAUGACCAAUCAGAGAUCAGGACUGGAAGUACGAGAUCGACUGUGGCUGAAGAUCACCAUCCCCAACGCUUUCAUCGGUUCAGAUGUUGUGGACUGGCUCAUGGCUCAUGUGGAAGGGUUGUGCGACCGUCGUGAGGCUCGACGUUACGCCUCAAACCUUCUGCAGAAAGGAUUCAUCAAACACACCGUCUCCAAACAGAGCUUCAGCGAGCAGUGUUACUAUGGAUUCGGCGAUGUGUGUACAGAACUCGGACUCCUGACCCUGGACCCGGGUGAGUCUCAGACCUCAGACCCAGACUGUCCCGUCCCAAACCCCUAUGGCGCCCCUAGCAGGACAACCAGGAGAGAGGCGGGCAGCCACAGCCACGGAAGUGGUGGAGGGUCAAACUGCAAUGAAAAGCCAAGAGAAGAUGUGGACCAAUCAGAGUGCAGAGACGCACAGCCCCCGCCCCCGGCCUCCAGACAGUCCUUCCGAUUGGCCGUGGGAAACCCCAGCGAGUUCUUUGUAGACGUCAUGUGA